AUGGAGUUUCCAUUUGAUAUUAAUGCUGUAUUACCUCAUGAAAUAACUAUGAUUAAUGGAGAUUAUCGGAUACUUAAUCACGGACAAACAGCUAGAAUAUUAGCUUCGGAGAAACUGACAUCUAUUAUUGAUGUCAUGGGCGAAGCUUCAUAUAAAGCACAGGGAUUACCUGGUCCAGUUACUACUGCACGUAAAUUUCGUAUAACUGAUCAUCGUUUAUAUCUUGUUAAGAAUUCAACUGAUAAUAAUAACUUAGGUUCUGUUGUUGGUUUAUUAAAAGUCGGUACAAAGCAUUUAUUUGUUUAUGAUUCACACGGUCAAGUACAUGAACGAACUCCAUUAUGUUUAUUAGAUUUUUUUGUUCAUGAAAGUAAACAACGAUCAGGAUAUGGAAAAAAAUUGUUUGAAGCUAUGCUUGAAUUUGAAAAGUGUAAUGCAUAUGAAUUAGCUAUUGAUCGUCCAUCAAAUAAAUGUCUUGGCUUUCUUCAAAAACAUUAUAAUCUAUCAGCACCAAUUCGUCAAGUUAAUAAUUUUGUUGUUUUCAGUGCAUUUUUUAAUCGAUCACCUAUUUCUCAAAAUCGAAAAUUAUCAGCAUCAAAGCAACGCCAUGAGACAAGUUUACCAAAUGAUCUUUUUCAACGUCAAGAAUCAACUAAUUGGUUAUUAUCAUCGGAAAAGCAACAGCAACAAUAUCGUCGACCAUUCACAGAACAAAGUGAAAGUAAUCGUAAUAAUAGAUUACGAACAUUAUCUGAUGAAAAUGAAUUAUUUAAUAAUCGACGACAAGUUACAAAUAUUGGAAAUUCAUCGGUUAAUAAUGAACGAAAACCUUUCUCAGCUUUUACAACAUCAUAUGGUCAUCAUUAUAAUCAAAAUUCUUUAUUAAGUGAAACAACUAAAACUAAUGAAAUCCGUCAUUCAGCACCAUACAUUCAUCGAACACAAUCCGAAUUAUUCAAUGAAAACAAUCCUUUUCCAAGUCUUCAACGUUAUAAUACAAAUCCGGUAAUAUCUACGCAUAAACAAUCAAUAUCAAAUCCACAACAAAAUUAUACAUAUAAAGAUUAUCAAUCAUCGUCAUCAUCAUCAAUAAAUAAACCACCACAAACUGAACCACUUACUUCAAUCUAUACGUUUCCAUCAUUAAUUAAAACCAAUAAUAAUUGGCGUAGACCACAUCAACAACAACAACCUACUAUUGAUUCAUCAUCAUCAGCAUGGAGACUUUUUGGUGUACAUCGUUGA
Molecule: messenger RNA, 1245 nt
Organism: Rotaria sp. Silwood2
Lineage: Eukaryota; Metazoa; Rotifera; Eurotatoria; Philodinida; Philodinidae
Source: the annotation of a GenBank genome assembly